AUGGAAGCUAUAACACCACCACACCCAGCCGCGUCGGCGCCAGCACUGAUCUCGAGCCACGGAGCUCCUCCAUCUGGUGCCCCGCGAGAUGCCGUGGAGACGCGCGACCAAGAUCUAGAUCAAGCACAGAAACGAGAUCAAGAUCCAGAUCAGGCCCCAGAUUCAAGCAACGUAGAAGUGGGCAUGGCCGACGAAGAUCCCUCGGCGCCCAGCCUUCUUUCGCCCGGCAUCAAGGUAGAGUUUCAUGGCAGCGCACCGACUCUACCACCCUCGCAGCCAACUGAUGAUGGCAGAGGCGAGGGCGAUGGCCACGCCCGGCCCUCGAUGGCCCCUCAUCCUCGAUCUGCACCUGCUGUCCAACAGUACCAGAGCCCAAUGAGACAUCAUAAGAGAACCCCUAGUCAGCAUCGUGUCAUUAAGGAAACCCUCAACGCCAGGUCCGAAUACACAAGCGACGACUCGGAUGGCCGGUCGCACCAUGUCAUCAACCAGUACACUAUCAAGGAGGAAAUAGGCCGCGGUUCUUACGGCGCAGUCCAUCUCGGCGUGGACCAGUUUGGAAAUGAAUACGCCAUCAAGGAAUUUUCAAAGACCCGUCUGCGCAAACGCGCCCAGUCCAACAUCCUCCGUCGCGGUCCCAGGCGAGGGCCAGGCCGCUUCCCACCGCGACCUCGGACAGCAGCAGAUUCGGGUUCUGGGCCGGGAAUGGAUCCGACUGUGUCAUACCAGCUGCGCGACCACAAGAAGAACGAGGACAAUGACUCUCUAUUCCUUAUCAGGGAGGAGAUCGCCAUUAUGAAAAAGCUCAACCACCCCAACCUUGUUUCGCUGAUCGAGGUGCUCGACGACCCGGAUGAGGACUCGCUCUACAUGGUCCUGGAGAUGUGCAAAAAGGGCGUCGUCAUGAAGGUCGGACUCGACGAGGCCGCUGAGCCGUACAGCGAGGAGACAUGUCGAUACUGGUUCCGCGACUUGAUCCUGGGUAUCGAGUACCUACAUGCGCAGGGUGUCGUACAUCGAGAUAUCAAGCCGGACAAUCUGCUACUCACUGAGGACGAUGUUCUGAAGAUUGUCGACUUUGGCGUCAGUGAGAUGUUUGAGAAGCCCGAGCAGAUGCGCACGGCCAAGUCUGCCGGGUCGCCUGCCUUCCUACCCCCUGAGUUGUGUGUCGCAAAGCACGGGGAUGUGAGUGGGACGGCGGCGGAUGUGUGGAGCAUGGGCGUGUCGCUGUUCUGUCUGAGAUACGGCCAUAUACCAUUCAAUCGUUCAGGAGUUUUAGAGAUAUACGAGGCUAUCAAGACGGAAACGCCAGCAAUGCCGGAAGAUGAGAACGAACACUUCAAAAACUUGAUAUCAAGAUUGAUGGAGAAGGAUCCGGAGCAGAGGAUCACCAUGCCCGAAAUCAGGGAACACCCGUGGGUCACGAAGGACGGCACCGAUCCGCUCCUGAGUUCGGAGGAAAACUGCUCCGAGCUCGUCGAGGCCCCAAACGAGCUUGAGGUUAGUCAUGCAUUCACGCGGCGGAUGGGUCAUCUGCUUUGCGUGAUGAAGGCCAUCUCAAACUUCAAAUCCCUCCUCUCCUCCCGCUCGCGCACCAACAGCCCGAGGACGAGCCUCUUUCCCGAGGACGCCGAUCCGAACAACAGCGGUCACGUCCCGCGCUGGACCCGCCACAGGCCAAAGCCCUCCAUGGACGACCAAGAGUACGAGGCUCUCAAGCGGGCCAAUGAAGAGCAUGCCGCGCGGCUUUUAGAGCAGCGCAAGCAAUUUCUGCUGAGCAGGACCGGAAACACUGCGCCAGUCCAUACCGACGAUGCCCCCAGCGCAGAUCAGGCCCCGACAGAAGAAGAGUCUGGCAGGAGCCACGGCGAGCGACACCCCGAGGCCAUGGCGAGCGCGCCAGCCCUGCUGGGCAUCGGCACGGGCGGGCGGGACAACUUCGCGGGCGGCAGCGAGGACGAGCCGGCCUCGGUUGCGGACUCGCCGACGGCGGUGGACUUCAACGUUUACGACAGGGCGUACGAGGAGGAGAUCGAGCGGAUCAAGAAAGCGGGCAGCCAGCCGAGCGUGUACAUGACGUGGCAUCUGAACUCCAAGGAUCAGUUCCACAAAGACGGGGCGCUGGACGUGAAGGAGGAGCACGGGGACAGCGAGGCCGGGGGAGGAGCGACGGCCGGCGAGCGUGGCAGGGAAAAGGCCAAAGGGGUCUUCAAGGCCAACAAGUUCGCCGACCUCGUGUCACAGACCAUACGGGACACGCGCGCUAGGAGUCAGGACGGUGGGGGUAAUAAGCCUGCUGGUGAUGGGGGCGAUGAGGAGAGUUGA
This is a messenger RNA of Diaporthe amygdali, 2325 nucleotides long. RefSeq lists its product as uncharacterized. Gene Ontology annotation, cellular component: cytoplasm. Gene Ontology annotation, molecular function: protein serine/threonine kinase activity; ATP binding. Bases 1 to 2325 code for a protein of 774 amino acids. The transcript is spliced from 5 exons. Gene Ontology annotation, biological process: intracellular signal transduction; protein phosphorylation. Lineage: Eukaryota; Fungi; Ascomycota; Sordariomycetes; Diaporthales; Diaporthaceae. The record is from RefSeq and is a predicted model, not a curated record.